Messenger RNA from Podarcis lilfordi (Lilford's wall lizard), 11740 nucleotides. The record is from the annotation of a GenBank genome assembly. NCBI's taxonomy places the organism in Eukaryota, Metazoa, Chordata, Lepidosauria, Squamata, Lacertidae.
AUGCCACCGGCCUGCCCCGAGGAGGAGAGGCAGCGAGCUGCUUUUCUCUCCAUCAUGUCUGUGGGGCUUGUCCUGGCUGCCUUCCUGGUGGGGCACAUGGCUGCUGCCAACAGCUCUUGCCAGGCCCUCUUUAACCUGCCAGGGGACUUCAUCAUCGGGGGCCUCUACCCAGUCCAUAGCAAUAGCACUGAGCGGAACAGGGCUCGCCCACUUCAGCUGCCUUCCUGCGAGAGGUGAGAGGGCUGGUUUUUUUGUGUUGUGUUGUGGGGAUGGGGCUCCUCUUUCUUCUCCCAUCCCUGAAGCAGAAAUCAGGGCUGUUUCCUCAGCAUGCUUCACCCCCUUUGACUCUUCCUCUGUCUUUGGCCAGCUGGUGGGCACCUGGUUGUGGGGGCAGCAAUGAGGAGGCUGCAAAGGGUGCUGAGGAACACAAAAGAGGGUCUGGCUUCUGGCUGGGUCAGACCAAAAGGCGCCCACUUAGCCCAGCCUUCUCUGCUCAGAGCAGGAAUCUCUCAGAUAGGACUGUGGCGCAGCACACAGCGUCUUUCUCUAGCAGUUGUGCACACUCUUUUUUCCUUGGACCAUCACAGAGCUGGGAGGCCAGGAAUCUGGAGAAGUGCAACCUCGAGACUGUGGGCCACAAUUGGCCCUCCAUCCCUCUCUAGCUGCCCUGGGCAUGCCUCUCCCCGUUUUAGGAGACCUCUUCUGCAGCCACCCUCCCUCUCUGCCUGCUGGCAAGUAAACUUGGAGUCUGUUUAUAACUAGUUUUGACCUACAAACCCUUGCACGGCUUGGGACCUCCACACCUCGAAGGACCGCCUCUCCUCAGAUGAACCCAGCUGGAAUGUGCACUUGUCAUCUGAGGCCCUUCUCUAUACCCUCACUCCAUGAGAGGGCUUGGAGGGUGGCAAGACGAGAACGGGCCUUUUCUGUGGUGGCUCCCUGUCUGUGGACUGCUCUCCACAGAGAGCUUGCCAGGCGAAAACAUUCCUCUAUUCAGGCCAUCGGCCGUUAAAUAAUCUAUGGUUUGUUAAAUGUGUGUUGGGCUGGGGGCUGGGACUGUUAUUAUGAUUAUUUAAUUGUGCUCCAUAUUAUGUUUUUUAUCAUUAUGCUCCAUAAACUAUGUCCUUAAUGUUGUACACUGCCCUGGGAUCUUUGCAUAAGGGGCAGUAUAUAAAUCAAAUUAAUUAUAAUAAUAAUAACUACUUUUUUAUAUAUAAAUUUAUUUGGUUUUUCAGAUUAAAAUUUUACAGUCACAUAUCCAACAUACAACAUUGAAACCAGAUUCCAAAGAAUCUCUGAAACUUCCCUCCUCCCCUUUGUGGGUCUUAUUGUUAAUCAUUUCCUCCUGCAUCUUUUAUAAUAAUCCAAAUCUUUUACCUCUCCAUUGUUUCCAAAAUUCACCGCUAAACUACAAGUGUUAUUCCAAUCCUACUAAUGAUUUUAACUGUUUGCAAUGGUUUUUAAGAUAAAUUAUAAAUUUCCCCCAUUCCUUAUUAAAGUUUUGGUCUUCCUGAUUUCUGAUUCUUCCGGUCAUUUUAGCCCUUUCGGCAUAACCCAUCAACUUGAUCUGCCAUUCUUCUCUGGUAGGGUUACAAAUUCCCACAAAAUGUGUGUGUGUUGAGGUACCAUUUCUACAGGCUUAAUUGAGCUCCACGUUUAUUUCCUCAGUCUAAACCCUUCGGGCUAUGCUCAAUUUCAAGCCAUGAGGCUGGCUGUUGAGGAAAUCAACAAUUCUUCUACUUUGCUCCCCAACAUCACCUUGGGAUACCACAUAUGGGACACCUGUCAAGAAAGCCUUCACCUGCAAGCCGCCUUCCAGCUCUCCCCACACCAGUGGUGCCGCUCGCACCAAGGAGGCUGUUCCCAGAGAGUCAUUGGUGUGGUGGGUCCCGACUCAGCCGAAAUGACGCAGCUGACAGCAAGAGUCUUCACCUACUACGGCCUUCCGCAGGUGAGCUGCUAAAUUGAUGCUAUGCAUUAGUCUCGGUGGCCUUAUUGAGAAAUGGUUUCAACAUCCGACUCUGUUGCCGUCUCUGCUCUGCUGAAGUGGUGGGACUACAAAUGGUCUGGUUCGUUGUGGUGUCAGCCAUAUUUGCGUAUAUGUGAACUAACUGUUGCCAGAAAAGCUGUGGAAUGAACCUCAAGGGAUUCUCAGGCACCAAGCAACCAGGUUGGGGGAGGGAAGGAAGACCCCAAAGGCAGCAGUUAAGUCAGCCAAAUCCUUGCUAGGCCCUCACCAGUUGGGUGAAUGUGUAAAGUGGAACUGGUCUGGAAGCUUUGACUUCCGCAGACUGCGGCAGGCAGGUUGCUCCCAGGAGAGGAUGUCCCAGGGCUAUAUUGGUUGCCAGCAUGCCGCUGGGACAGGUUCAAAGCUCUCAUGUUAAUUCAUUCACAAAGCCCUAAGUAACUUGGGCACUACAUGUAAAAUGUCCAAAUGACAGACAAUAGCAAACACAGCAGGUGGCUGAGAGGAGCCUGCAGCUGCCUCACCCAGCGAUGUAGGCGGCUUGGGAGAGUUGGCAGCGCCCGCCGGUCAGGGCCAUGGCUCAGUGGGCACAGCCCCACUACCACAACGCUUGCAUGCAGAAGGUCCCAAGUUCAACCCCUGUCAGGGACUGGACUGAGGAGGAAUGGUGGAGACUGCCCUCCCCUCCUCCUGCACUUCCCAGAGAAGAGGGAGAGACAGUAUAGAUUUAGAACAGUGGUUUGCAGAAGGUCACAGUUCAGAGGCUGCAGAGGGGAGAAGCUGGGAAAUAUUGGGAGAGGAACAGGGAAAAGAAGCAACACCAGGGGAGAGACAGUUGACAGACUCAGGGACUUGAGAAAGCAUUCCACACACACCCCUCCUAGGACCCAGCGGGCAUUGAAAGUAAAACAGAAAGCUCAGAGGCAGAAAGCACAGAUCAGCCAAUGUAGGGAUGACAUAUCAUAGGAGAGAUGGAGGGGUUUACUCAGAGCAACGCCAUUAUCCAAGAGAGACUGCAUUUCUAUGUCCAGGGGCGGAGGAAGGGGGGGCGGUGGGGGCGGGUCACCCCAGGUUUCAGCACUGAGGGGGGUGACAAAAUGCUGGGCAGCACCCAUCGCGGGGCCUGCAGCAUGCCUGAGCCAUGCAUCUUUCACAGGAGUGACACAGUGGCUUGGGCGCCCGCAGACUCCGCACUGCCCCAAACGGUUCGCCCGCCACCUCCCCCUCAGCUGUAGGGCAGCUGAGUGGGAGGAGGCAGGCAGACUUCUCAGAGGCCCCAUGGAGCGUCCUGCCCCGGCUGGUCCUGCCCUUGGACGCAGGGCACAUGCGCCACCCUAGGCGCCCAAUCGGCUUGCUCCGCUGCUGUCGAUGUCUCUCUCUGUGAAUAUUGACUAAAAGAUAUUGGUAAGAGCUUCUUGUCUUUCCCUUACUGGCAGACUGCCGUGAGGGAGGGGAAACAGAUUCCUUGAAGCCUGACAACCCCCUUGCAUCUGGCAUCUCCAGGCAGGGCUAGGAAACAUUCCCUGCUGCCAGGCAGUGUCAACCACAUAGAACUAGGUGUAUGUUGUUAAUACGUUGUUUAAUGGCCAGUGGUUGCUCAUGUUGUAGUUGUUAAUGUUUUUGUUUUUAUUUUUUAAUUGAUUUUCAAAAUUUCAAAACAGACAAACAGACAUACAUACAUCCUGUUUAAAUCUUGAUAACAUUAUUAAGUGACUCAAAUCCCCUUGGUUGAAUUUCAUUAUAUAUCAUUAUAACAGUUUUCCAAAAUCUAUUUUUUCAAAAAAUUAACUUGGUCACUUAACAUCUUUCAUUCUUUCUAAUUUAACUUUAAACAUCUUAAAACUUAUCUUUACAUAUUUGAAUCCUAAGCCUAUCUAUUUAUUUGCAAGCUUUUCCAAUUAAGUUAUCUUAACAUAUUUAGCUAAAUAGUCUUUAAAUUUCAUCCAUUCUUCCUGAUACUCCCCCUCCUUCUGGUCGCAGACUCUUCCAGUCAGGUUGGCCAGCUCUAAAAAGUCCAUCAUCUUCAUCUGCCAAUCUUCCACUGUUGGUAUUUCUUGUGUUUUCCAAUUCUUCGCUAACAAAAUUCUUGCUGCAGUUGUGGCGUACAAAAAUAAUUUAACAUCUUUUUUGGGCAAUUCCAAACCUGUUAUUCCAAGAAGAAAGGCCUCUGGUUUCUUAAUAAAUGUAUAUUUCAACAUUUUUUUCAAUUCGUUAUAAAUCUUCUCCCAGAAGUCUUUCACCUUGGGGCUGUAGUUGUUAAUGUUUUUAAACUUGGUCGCAAGUAUUAGGUGACUAAUGGAUGCGAUAAAUGAGAGCUCCCCCACUUCCUCCAUCUGCACCUGGUAAGAAGAGAAGAAGAGAAGAAGAAGAGUUUGGAUUUGAUAUCCCGCCUUUCACUCCCUUUAAGGAGUCUCAAAGCGGCUAACAAUCUCCUUUCCCUUCCUCCCCCACAACAAACACUCUGUGAGGUGAGUGGGGCUGAGAGAGAAGUGUGACUGGCCCAAGGUCACCCAGCAGCUGCAUGUGGAGGAGCGGAGACGCAAACCCGGUUCACCAGAUUACGAGACUACCGCUUUUAACCACUACACCACACUGGCUCUCACUGUAAGAACACACUCUGCUCUGGGCACUCUCUGAGCUGUGCACACACCAUUGCAUAUUGCCCUCCUGCUUUUAAAAACGUGCCUGUCUCCUGUCCAGGUCUCAUACAGUAUCAAGGAAGAGAUCUUUGCUGACAAGAAGCUCUUUCCGCUGCUUUUCCGUACGAUCCCCAGCAAUGACCACCAGGUCUCGGGGCUCAUCUCCUUGAUCUCGGCCUUCGGCUGGGAGUACAUCUCCGCUGUGGACAGUGGCACCAAAGCCAGCGAGAAAACAGUUCAGUCUUUGAUUGCCAAGGCAGCAGCCAAGGGCAUAUGCAUUUCCUACCAGGGGCUGAUGACGGCCGAUCUCCGCAUCUUGGAAAGCCGGCUGCAGAGGGUGAUUGAGAACAUAGAGAAAGCCAGAACCAACGUCGUCGUCGUCCUUUCCAAUGCGGCCAUUACCAGGAAGUUCUUCCACGCUGUCACCAAACUGAAGAUCAAAGGCAAAGUCUGGAUCGCACCCGAGUCCUGGAUCUUAACCGACACGAUUGCUUCCAUACCGAACAUCGAGCAAACAGGCACUGUGCUUGGACUCACCGUCAAGCCAGUCAAACUGCCUCAAAUUGUACACUUUGUUGAGAAAACGCUACAGCGCUUCCCGUCAAACAAGACGGAUGGCCCUUUGCUCUCUGAAGCCCCGACGGUGGAGGCUUGCUCCCAGUCCUGCGAUGAGAACCAACUGCUCUCUCCGGACGCUUUAGCCAACAUUUUGAACAGUUCCGUUUGGCAGUGGUCUUUCUAUUCGUACGCUUCCGUCUAUAUCCUGGCCGAGGCCCUCCACAACCACCUGGGGUGCAGCCUGCAAGGAUGUCCAGCAAGCAAGGAGUUCAAGCCACGACAGGUAGUAAUAAUAAUAAUAAUAAUAAUUUUUAUUUAUACCCCGCCCUCCCCAGCCAAGGCCGGGCUCAGAGCGGCUUACAAGCAAUAAUAAAAACAAGUUGAAUGAUUACAACUUAAAAACAACAUUAAAAUACAACAUUAAAAUAUUGAAACAUUAAAAUGUAGCCUCAUCGCAGGAGGAGAAGGAAAAGAAAAAAGAAAGAGGGAGGGAGGGAAUCAAAUUGGUUCCAAGCCAAAGGCCAGGCGGAACAACUCUGUCUUACAGGCCCUGCGGAAAGAAAUCAGAUCCUGCAGGGCCCUGGUCUCAUGAGGCAGAGCGUUCCACCAGGCCGGAGCCAGUGUUGAAAAGGCCCUGGCUCUGGCUGAAGCUAAUCUAACUUCCUUAGGGCCCGGGACCACUAGGGUGUUGCUAUUUAUGGACCUUGAGGCUCUCCGUGGCGCAUACCAGGAGAGGCGGUCCCGUAGGUACGAGGGUCCUAGGCCGUGAAGGGCUUUAAAGGUCAAAAGCAGCACCUUAAAUCUGACCCUGUACUCCACCGGGAGCCAGUGCAGCUUGAAAAGCACUGGGUGAAUAUGCUCCCAUGGAGGUAAGAGCUACGUUCAGGGGAGCAGGCCACCACUGCUGCUGCUGUUUUGAUAAAUAGCAUCCUCUCCCCAGGGUUUUUCCUUUCAGCUCCUUUGCUCCUUCCCAAACAUCUGGUAUAUUUGGGAUCAGGCUGCUCCAUAUCUCCCUUUGUUCAAAGGCAGGCUAGGAAGCGUCUGUCCUUUACCCUCAAUGCCUGGAGGAAGUCGGCUUGAGGCACCAAGGGACUAAAGCGCAUUUGCCACUCGCCUCCCUCCUGUGUCCAUGUGCAACAUAUCUAGUUGUAUUAUUUUUAAUUUUUUAAUUGUUUUUUCCCCUUUUUCUUAUUAUGUUUUUACUGAAAUUUUAUUGGUGUUAGCCGCCCUGAGCCCAGCUCUGGCCGGGGAGGACGGGAUAUACAGUGAGGGGCGAAAAGUAUUUGAUCUCCUGCUAAAUUUGCCCGUUUGCCCUCUGACAGAGAAAUGACCAGUCCGUAAUUUUAAUGGUAGGUUUAUAGUAGCUGUGAAAGACAGAAUAACAGCAGGACAAACCCCAGAAACCCAGAAGACAAAAGUCAGAGAAUGGUGUGCAUUAUAAUGAGUGGAAUAAGUAUUUGAUCCCUUUGCGAAAGAUGACUUAGUACUUGGUGGCAAAACCCUUGUUGGCAAUUGCAGAGGUCAGACGUUUCUUGUCGGUGGCCACCAGGUUUGCACACAUCUCAGGAGGUAUUUUGUCCCACUCCUCUUUGCAGAUCCUCUCCAAGUCAGUAAGAUUUUGAGGCUGAUGCGUAGCUACUCAAACCUUCAGCUAGAGUUAAACGGGCAAAUUUAGCAGGGGAUCAAAUACUUUCCCCCCUCACUGUAAAUAAAAUUUGUUGUUGUUGUUGUUGUUAUCUAUUGGUGGUGUGACUUAAUAGCAUCCGAUAGGUGUCAGCUAGCGCCUCUGCAGCAAUGGCUGUGGUCAGAGCAGUUUCCCCAGCUCACUCGGCUCAGAAACCCAAGGCAAGCAGGUGGCAUUCAGAUGUCAAAGGCAGUAGCAGCCUUUAGGAUCAGGUGCCCUGAGGUUGUGGGAGGAAAGGGAAGAAACUUGAAGCAGAUCUCUCCCAUCACCCGGGAGAGGAGUGGGUGCAGUGUCUGUAGCAGAGCUUAUUCUUUCUUUUCUUUUUUUUAAAAGGAAUUUUCAUGGGGGAGCAAGAGAGUGAUAAUGCCAAAAGGGCACUUUUAACCUUUUCAUUAAUUUUAACUAAUUUAAAUAAAUGAAAAAUAAAUGCCAUGAACCGUGCAUUUUAACAGCAAAUCGUUGUACAGUGGUACCUCGGGUUAAGAACUUAAUUCGUUCUGGAGAUCCGUUCUUAACCUGAAACCGUUCUUAACCUGAGGUACCACUUUAGCUAAUGGGGCCUCCCGCUGCCACCGCACGAUUUCUGUUCUCAUCCUGAAGCAAAGUUCUUAACCCGAGGUAAUAUUUCUGGGUUAGCGGAGUCUGUAACCUGAAGCGUCUGUAACCCGAAGCAUCUGUAACCCGAGGUAGCAUUGUAAUUGAAAGAAACUUGGCAUUUAAAUUCUAACUAAAUAUGCCCAGAAUGCUUGACAUAAUUUUUCUAGAAAAUCCUGCUCAGUGUGAAUCUCUGGAGAAGGCUGACAUUGUCUCCUGCCUCCAGCUGAAAUAAAGCAAACAACAGGGAUCAUCAUCUCUCAGGCCAAUGUUUAGCUGUGCUACCCACACAUCCUUCAACAAGCACAGUAAACCCCUCUCCCUGCACCCCCAAGAUGCAAUUAUCUUCUCAUUUCAGUUUUAUGAAGCAUUGUACAAGGUGAACUUUCCUCUGCAAGGCAACACCAUCACAUUGGGCCAAGAGGGAGAUCUGUUCCUGGGCUACAGUGUCGUCACCUGGAGCUGGGAAAAUGGCACGGCUACUUUCAAGAUGAUCGGCAGCUACAGUUCCCAAGCCCUGAAUAUCAACAAGUCUGAAAUCAGUUGGCCAGCACCAGGGGAUCAGGUAAGAUACCAGGCGAAACACCCAGAAAGAAGGAAAACACGGGCAAUGCUGGAUGGGGAUGGUAGAUGUUGGGAGAGAGAAGUUUGGAAGAGAUUCUUACUCUUCAUAGCAGAGCUAAGCACAGUGGCGGAUGCUCCAAUUUACAUCUGCCCACCUUUAAACAAAUGUUCCCCACAUAAAUGCUCAGGCUAGAAUAAAUCACAGGGACUUAGCUUUCCAAAUAAGUGAAGCUUUUACUCACAGAGAUUCCAGGAGUUACAAGAAACAAGUCUCUAUCCACUGGCAGUAAAAAUAAGAAAGAAAAGGUUCCAGAUGACUCCCAAAAGAAAAGAACUUGGUUUCCAUAUGAAAAGAAUCAUGCAAUCUUUAGGUUAACAAAGACGCAGACUUUAAAAUCUCCUUUUUGGAGAGAUUCAGUUAUUCCAGGAAGCACAAAGAGGGGGAAAGAGAGAGAAGGGGUGCUAAGCUCCUUCUCAACUGGCAACCUGAGCUCGGGUUAACCCUUUCAUUCACGCAACCGUGAGUCAGUAGCUAGAUCUUACAAAAGAUGGGAGCUGUACUCCAAACAUCUGGAGGACAUCAGAUUGGGGAACAGAUUGGGGCUUACUUGGACAUAAAAGAACCUAAGAGCAGCCAUCUGGAUCUGACCCAAAUGGCUCCUUCUGCUCCAGCAUUCCGUUUCUCAUAGCGAUCAAAGAGAUCUUUCUGGGAAGCUUCCUAUUGCUGCUUCCACAUGCUGCUUAUCCAGGGCGUUGCUGCAGCUCCUGGAUAAUUUAGCUUGCUCUCUUCACACCUUUUCCAGCUUUACAAUAUCCUACAUUUUUAUCUUCAUUCAUUUAGACAAAGUAAUAAUCAUAAAUAAAUAAGAAUAAACAUGUGUACCCCACCACUGAGACCAUUCCAUUGUAAGUAUCCAACCUCCCAAAAUUUCAACACUCCUUGUGAUGGUUUGACCCCCUUCCGUUUUAACAGUACACUACAUUUUUCUGAUAUAAUAUCCUACAUUAUCCUACAUUUUUCUCAACAUACAUUUGCAUAAAAGCCUUGUGAUAUUGACGGACUGAUUUGUUAUUCCUUUUUAAUGACCCCUGGGUGCGGUGUGGUGAACUACCGACUGACUUUCACAAGUCGCCAACAACUCAAAUGCCUCCACCUAACCAAACUCUCCUGUUCUAGGUCCCCAAAUCAUAUUGCAUAGCAGUGUGUGAAGUGGGUCAAAUCCGAAGCAAGCAAUUGCUGGACGAGUGUUUAUGUCGCUGUGACGACUGCCUGGAAGGGACCUAUCAAAACGAAACAGGUGAGUUCAAACACCGCAUGGCUCAGGGAGCCACAUUUGUGAAUCUGAAGACUGGCCUCCGCUAUGCGCUAGACAAGUUCUAGCUUCCUCCCUUGACUCAGAGGUCAUCAGUGCCAAGUAGGCAGAGGCUUAAGGCAGGAAAGAGUCCCAAGGUGUAGAAGUUAAGAGUGCCAGAUAAGGUUCUGGGUUCAAAUCCCCGUUCACGAUGUCUUUUGUGAUGGCGCCAAUUCCUCCGAAUGAACAACAGUCUAGAACAGGAGCGCAAAGGACCACUGCUGUUCACUUUUGCCUCUAUCCCUUCAUGAGCUGGCAGAGGGUCCUCUGGAGGGAUUGUUUUUGUUCUGAGUCACAACACAGCUUCACCCUCUGCCCCUUUCCCCUCUCCCCCAAGCAGAGACUCAGGCAAAGGGCUCUUUGUAGAUGGCAACACAGGCUCCAGCGAUUGUCUCUAUCUGUGACUCCACGACCUUUGCAAAGGCCCAUGCCGAGCUUUGCACAGAGUGUGGGGCUCUGCAAAGCCCCAGAAAGCUCACCAGCUAUAAGACACCAUCUGGGGGAAACAUGGGAUUAAAAAAUAAUUAUUAAUUAAUUAUUUCUUCUUCUUCUUCUUCUUCUUCUGCUGCUGCUGCUGCUGCUGCCGCCAGACUUUGCACAGAGACUGAGGCUUGGCCAAAGCCUUUUUCACUGUCCACAAUGGGAAGGCAGGGCUCAAAAGCAGAACUGUAGAGCUGGAAGGGACCCCAAGGGUCAUCUAGUCCAACCCCCUGCAAUGCAGGAAUCUCAGCUAAAGCAGAUGGGCAUCCAACCUCUGCUUAAAAACCUCCAAGGAAGGAGAGUCCACAACCUCCCAUGGGAGAUGGUUCCACGGUCGAACAGCUCUUCCUGUCAAAAGUUUUUCCUGAUGCUUAGUCGGAAUCUCAUGUGACAGCCCUUUGGACACUUGAGGAUGACCAUUGUAUCUCCUCUCAGUCUCCUCUUUUCUAGCUAAACAAUACAGUGGUACCUCUGGUUACAUACGCUUCAGGUUACAGACGCUUCAGGUUACAGACUCCGCUUAACCCAGAAAUAUUACCUCAGGUUAAGAACUUUGCUUCAGGAUGAGAACAGAAAUCGCAUUCCGGCGGCGCGGCGGCAGCGGGAGGCCCCAUUAGCUAAAGUGGUGCUUCAGAUUAAGAACAGUUUCAGGGUAAGAACAGACCUCCAGAACGAAUUAAGUUCUUAACCCGAGGUACCACUGUACCCAGCUUCUUCAACCAUUCCUCAUAAGGCUUGGCUUCUAGACCCUUGAUCAUCUGAGCUGCCCUUUUCUGCACAUGUUCCAGCUUGUCAACAUAUCUUUCCUAGCCUGGGAGAGAUCCCUGCACGGAAGUCCUGGAGAGUCAAUGUAGAGACAAUAACACUGAGCUAGUCGGUGCCUGCCUUGGUGUAAGGCACUUUCUUCUACUUCUAAGCAGUCCUGCUGCUGACUGAGCUUCUCCUUUCCUCCUCUUCAGGUGGAGACACUUGCAUCCCGUGCCCCCCGGGGAUGUGGUCCCCUCUGAAGAGCAGCACCUGCUUCCCCCCACUCAUCACGUAUCUCGACAUCACCACCACCGCCAUCUUGGCCCUGGUGAUCCUGGCCAUCGUCGACUUCUUCCUGCUCUUUGGCUGCUUGCUGGUUUUUGCCCUCCACCGUCAAACGCCAGUGGUCAAAGCGGCCGGGGGCAAGCUGGCUUUCGUCAUGCUGGCCUCGCUGCUGGCUUCCUGCACCACCACCAGCCUGUUCGUCGGGAAGCCCACUGAGGUCACCUGCCUGAUCCGGCAGCCCUUGUUCGCCAUCAGCUUCACCGUCUGCGUCUCCUGCCUCCUGGUCCGCUCCUUCCAGAUCAUCUUCAUCUUCAAAAUGGCCUGCAAGCUGCCCCCCGGAGCCGCCAAGUGCUGGGUCAAGUACAAAGGCACCUACGUCUCGGUCGGCCUCAGCUGUGGCCUGCAGGCCCUCAUCUGCCUCCUCUGGCUCCGCUUCUCCCCGCCUACAUUGCAAGAGGAUUUUGUGAGCGAGAGGGAGGUCUACCUGCAAUGUUCAGAAGGCCACUUCAUGGGGCUAGGAGGGGUGCUGGGCUACAUCACCCUGCUGGGCGGCGCUUGCUUCGCCUUCGCCUUCUGGGGCCGCAACCUGCCCAAGAAUUACAGCGAGGCGAGGCUCCUCACCACCAGCAUGCUGGUCUUCCUCAUGGGCUGGGGCUGCUUCAUGCUCAUCUACAUCACCACCGAAGGGAAGGGCAAAGGGAUCCCUGCCUUGCAGAUGUUCACGGUGCAGACCAGCGUCUACGCCAUCCUCUGCACCUUCUUCCUGCCCAAAUGCUACCUGAUCCUCUUCCGGCCGCAGUUCAACACGGUGGCCCAUUUCCAGACCUGUAUCCAAGCCUACACGGCCACAGUCAGAAACGCCGAGCAGUGA